Molecule: messenger RNA, 745 nt
Organism: Drosophila grimshawi
Lineage: Eukaryota; Metazoa; Arthropoda; Insecta; Diptera; Drosophilidae
Product: peptidyl-tRNA hydrolase ICT1, mitochondrial
Exons: 2
Coding region: 83-694 (203 amino acids)
Biological process (GO): mitochondrial translational termination
Cellular component (GO): mitochondrial large ribosomal subunit
Molecular function (GO): translation release factor activity
Source: RefSeq, a predicted model, not a curated record
CUCAGCUGUUCUGUUGUUGUCGUAACAGGCCGCUGUUUUGGCUGCCUUUUUUAAUAUUGCAUUUCAACUAUUUAUAUAGAAAAUGAACAAAGUAACGUGUGCUUUUAUUAGCGUACUGCGCCACACCAACAAAUCCUACAGUUCCGCAGCGCUGUUGGGUCGCCAGCUCUCCUACAAGAGCGAUUUAUCACUGGAGAAGAUCUAUCCAAAUGCACGCUUGCAACUUUAUACGCCGCCGCCGCCCGCAGCGAGCAGCGAUGGCAAAUUCAAUGGCUAUAUACCUAUGGACAAGUUGGAUAUCACUUAUAGUCGCAGCUCGGGUCCGGGUGGUCAGCACGUGAACACAGUGAACACCAAAGUUGAUGUACGCUUUAAGCUGGCCGAGGCACAGUGGAUACCGGAGAAGACGCGCCAAAAGUUGCUCCAGGUGCUGGCCAACAAGCUGAACAAGGAGGGCUAUUUUUUCAUUAAGAGCGAUUUGACGCGCUCCCAGCAAUUAAAUCUGGCGGAUGCAUUGGAAAAGUUGCGCACGUUAAUACGCGCCCAGGAAGUGGAGCCAGUGGGUCCCAGCGAGCAGACGCUGGAAAAGCUGCGUCGUCGUCACGAGCAGGCAGCCAGGCAGCGACUGCAACUGAAACGCGAACGCGGCCAGAUUAAAGCGGAUAGACAAACACCCAGCGGCGUAGAUUUUUAAUUUCUAAUUUUGCAAAAAAAAAAAAAACAAUAUUAAACACUGUUUACAACA